Molecule: messenger RNA, 1565 nt
Organism: Agrilus planipennis (emerald ash borer)
Lineage: Eukaryota; Metazoa; Arthropoda; Insecta; Coleoptera; Buprestidae
Product: tensin-4
Exons: 4
Coding region: 63-1355 (430 amino acids)
Source: RefSeq, a predicted model, not a curated record
AUGGAAAUGUAUUAUUGUUUCAGGCUGAAGAAUUAAACGCGAUUGUGGGAAAUGCAUUCCGUAUGGCUUACGCUGCCCAAUUGCAAAAACAACCAACUUUUCAAGAAGUUAUAGCGUCACAACUAGACCAAUACCAAACCGAAAAAGUAAAUUGGUCAAAGGGGCUAACACCCGGUUUAUUCAAAGAUAAACUGUCACCCCAUAACAGUACCCGGCAAUCUCCUGAGACAGAAAUGCAGUUGAACGGAAAUUCGGAAGGGUCCACGUUACGUCUGGGACCGCCGUCAACAAUUCCCGGACUCCGGCCGAGUCAUAAAUUCAAUGUCCUGGAUUUUCCCGACAAAAUCCAAUCGUCUCAUCCUAGUCCACCAAGCAGCGACGAGAGCAACUCGCCUACAGAACUAAACUCAUGUAAACGAAUGACUGAAAAACCUCCCCUCAUCAAAAGGAUAGCGAUGGGAUUAACGGGAAAUCAUCACCAACACGAAGUGGACGACGAUAGUUAUCCUUUGUUCAGUAGAAGUUCGCCAAAUAGCACGUCCAGCAGUACGCCAAAUAGUCCUCCAGCCAGCGGAAGGCAACAGUGUCCUUCAGGUUACGUCAAUGAUAACGGUACUAGUGUUAACAAUAGUCCGAAAAUAACAAUAUCCAGGACCAACAAUGACUUGGAAAAGAAUGACGACGAUGAAGAAGAUGAAGAAGAAACAGAAUUAUCGUCUACAACUCAGAAGAAUGUAACGGACAAUGGGCGUAUCGUAUUACACAAUUCACCGGCUUCGACUGAACAAGAGUUCAAGUCAAAAAGAAUAUCCCAAAUAAGUUCGAGUAGUUCCAGUUCAUGCCAGCAAAGCAGUACCGAAAACACUUCGAUCAGUUUCACCCCAACACCUCCCCCAUUGCCAGAACGAACCGAUUCCUUGUUUAAAGAAGAAGGAGAGCUUCGAUCAGCGCCGUGGUUUCAAGCGGGAAUUCCUAGGGAAAUCACGCUGGAGGUGUUAAGUCAAGAACCUGUGGGAGCCUUCAUGGUUAGAGAAAGUACCACGAAGCCAGGCUGUUACGCGUUGUCGUUGAGAGUUCCUAGAAAUUUUCAACCAUCUGGAAUUGCACACUAUCUUAUAAUUAGGACGAAUAAGGGCUUUAGAAUAAAGGGCUUUACAAAGGAAUUUUCUACGUUAACGUCAUUAAUAACGCACCAUUCUGUGAUGCAAGAACUUCUACCGUGUCCGUUGUCGUUAAGUCGUUAUAAUCCGAGUUUUGUAAAAUCGGAUUCGCGAAAGGACUUUGCGGAUAUUGACAUGGAUCCAGAUUACAACACUUUGGCCGACUUUCGAAAAAUGAUGGCGGAUUUAAAGUAGUAUAUUGAUGUAGUUUUUUGAUCGAUGGAAAGUGCUAGUCUCGACUGCUUUGUAUGGUGUUAAAAAUGUCGGCGCCGAAAAGACACAAAUAAGUGUUCCUUGUGAUAUUCCAGUGUUAAUUAUGUUAAUUAUUAUCAUGCAUUAUAAUAUAAAGUAUUACAUUUAUAACUUUGUACAGAAAAAGUUAUAUAAAACUGACAUUUUACAAUA